AAUGAAUUCUCGGGUUGUUGAAAGAAUCAUUAAACUGAUGGAGAAGAAUGGAAUAAAAAUUAUUGAAAGAGGAUCAUAUCCUUCGCCAUUUUUUUAUCGAAUAAGAAAAACUGAUCAGGAUGAUAAUAAAUAUAAUCCCUUUCUAAAGUUUGUACACGAUACAUUCUUAAGGGCUAGAAUAUAUGUUAUGUACGGUUUACCCUAUGAAUUUAUGGCUUUAACUAUGGCGCUAUAUACAAAAGGCUUGGCUGAUACUGGAGAAUACUUUGUUGUUGGUGUUACUGAUAAGGAUUUGCAUACUACAGAUCCAACAGCAUACUUUGAGGGUGUAAUUAAUUCCCCUCGAGAUUUCAAUAUCAUAAAAUCUUAUCGGAUAUUUGCUGGUAUCGCUCCUGCCGCUCCAACACGCUGGAAUGAAUUUCAAGGAAGAGUCAACGCUUAUUUAAAAACUUAUCCAUUCAACUAUUCAACAAUUCCAACAGAAGCCGCCUACUUGUACGACGCCGUUAAACUGUAUGCUAUUGCCGCUGAUGCAUUAAUAAAAACUGGAUAUCCUCCAAAUAAUGGAGCAGAAAUCAAAAAUUUCCUUAGAAAUUAUACAAUUAAAAGUAAAAAUGGUCAUCUAUUAAAAUUAGAUGAGAAUGCUAGCGCAGGAGGAAAUUUUACCGUUAUUACUAGGCAUUGCACAAAUUUAAGAGACUCUGAGGAUGAGGAAUGCCAAAACUAUACAAUGAUACCAAUUGGAAACUUCAGGCUCAGUGAUUCCGAAAUUCCAGAUUUCAUGUUAUAUAAUGGAUCGAAGAUUAAUUGGAUAAGGGGAAGGCAACCAAGAGAUGAGCCAAAAUGUGGUUUCGACUUUCAGAAAUGUAGAAAUGACUCUACAAAACUCGAAUAUAUUUUAGGAGGUGUUGCUGGAGGUGUCGCUCUAAUUAGCUCCUUUUUUGCUUAUUUCCUGUACAAAAAAAGAAGAUACGAAAAGGAGCUUGAAAGUUUACUAUGGAAAAUUGAUAUAAAGGAGGUAACUAAGAGAAUGGAAAAUUUCUGCCAGAAUAACAAGCACUGGAAAAGUAGCGUUACUUCACUAACUUCCGCUCUAAGUUUUGAAAUGCGUCAAGUAUUUACCGAAGUCGGUAAAUACAAGGGAACAAUUGUUGCUAUAAAGAAAAUAAAUAAAAGAUGCGUUGAUUUGACAAGAAACGUUAGAAAAGAAUUAAAAGCAAUGAGAGAUCUUCGACACGAUAACAUUAAUCCUUUUAUUGGAGCGAAUGCUGAUCCUGGAAAUGUUUUCGUCUUUACGGAAUAUUGUACAAGAGGAAGCCUUCAGGACAUAUUGGCUAACGAAGAUGUUAAACUAGAUCAAAUUAUUAUUGCUUCUUUAGUUUUUGAUAUAAUUAAGGGAAUAAUAUAUCUUCACGAUUCUGAGAUUAAAAGUCACGGCAAGUUAAAGACUUCAAAUUGUUUGGUUGAUAGUAGAUGGGUUGUUAAAUUAACGGAUUUUGGUUUAUGGGAUUUUAAGAAAUGUGAUGAAGAUGAAAGAGAACAUUCCUAUUACGAAGGUCUUCUAUAUACAGCACCAGAACUAAUUGGUGAUCAGAGUAGACAAAGUCAUGGAACUCAAAAGGGAGAUUCUUACUCAUUUGCAAUUGUUUUAUACGAAAUUUAUGGUCGCCGAGGUCCAUUCGGAGAUGUAGAACUCUCUGCCAAGGAGAUUGUCGAUCUCGUCGGAAAUGUUAAUAACUAUUACCUUCCCUAUAGGCCAAAACUAGCAGAUAUAAAUCUUGCGCCAAUCUAUGUAACCGAAUGUAUAAACGAUUGUUGGCAACAAGAACCAAGCGCAAGGCCAGAUUUUAAACAAAUAAAAUCAAGAUUGAAACCCUUACAACAGGGUCUUAAAUCAAAUAUCUUUGAUAAUAUAAUGACAAUUAUGGAAAAAUACGCAACAAAUUUAGAGGAGAUUGUUGACGAGAGAACGGAAUUGCUAAAAGAAGAGAAGAAGAAAACUGAAGAGUUGCUCCAUCAAAUGCUUCCACCUUCCGUUGCCGAACAAUUAAAAAGAGGGAAAAGGGUUGAGGCAGAGACUUUUGAUUCAGUUACAAUUUAUUUUUCUGAUAUUUGCGGUUUUACUGUUUUAUCUUCCCAAAGCAGCCCAAUGCAAAUUGUAGAUCUUCUUAAUGAUUUAUAUACUCUUUUUGACUCAAUUUUAGAAAAUUACGAUGUUUAUAAGGUUGAAACUAUUGGAGAUGCUUAUAUGGUUGUUUCAGGCUUACCUAAGAGAGUCAAUAACUAUAAGCACGUUAGUGAGAUUGCCUCUAUGUCUCUAAGACUCUUAAGUGCAAUUAAAACUUUUAAAGUUAAACAUAGACCAGCCGAUACAAUAAAAUUAAGGAUAGGAUUACACUCUGGACCAGUUGUUGCCGGUGUUGUAGGUCUAAAAAUGCCCAGAUACUGUUUAUUUGGGGAUACCGUCAACACUGCUUCAAGAAUGGAAAGUAGUGGAGAACCUUUAAAAAUUCAUUGCUCAGAAACUUGCCACGAACUUUUAAAAAUUGUUGGCGGUUUCCGUUGCGAAGAACGAGGUAUGAUCAACGUUAAGGGAAAGGGAGAUAUGACAACAUAUUGGUUGAAAGACGAAGAUGACGAAUCGAAGCAGAGACGCCUUGUUGAAGAAGAGGAUAGACGUGCUAAAAAACUCAAAUCUUCCAUUAGAAAUUCAAGAAAAACACCAAGAUCUCCCUACAAGAGAUCACCGUCGCCUCCAUUAAGUGACGACGAACAAUGUGGUAAAUACUUAAACGUCCUAGAUGAAUAUAAACCAAUAAAUAAAGCUCUGGAAACUGAAGUUCUAUUGAAGAAUGAUUCAAAACAAGUGAGCGUUAAAAUUAUUGGUGAAACCAAACUUUAA
Messenger RNA from Dimorphilus gyrociliatus, 2902 nucleotides. The record is from the annotation of a GenBank genome assembly. NCBI's taxonomy places the organism in Eukaryota, Metazoa, Annelida, Polychaeta, Dinophilidae.